Molecule: messenger RNA, 729 nt
Organism: Thyridium curvatum
Lineage: Eukaryota; Fungi; Ascomycota; Sordariomycetes; Thyridiales; Thyridiaceae
Exons: 2
Coding region: 1-729 (242 amino acids)
Molecular function (GO): glyoxalase III activity
Source: RefSeq, a predicted model, not a curated record
AUGUCCCCUCCCCGCCGUGCCCUCAUCGCUGUCACCUCGGCCCACGCCACCCUCAACGUCUUCGACAGCAAGGAGACCACGGGCCUUUUCAUCUCCGAGGCCCUGCACCCCUACCGCGUCCUCACCGCCGCCGGCUUCGAGGUCGACUUCGCCUCCGAGCUGGGGACCUACACCCCGGACUGGCUCUCGCAGCAGCCCGACUUCCUGCACGGCGAGGACCUCGCCAUCUGGCAGGACACGGGCAGCGAGUUCCGCAGGAAGCUGGACGGCAUGCCCAAGGCCGCCGACGUCGCCGACGGGGCCAAGUACGGGCUGUUCUACGCGUCGGCGGGCCACGCCGCGCUCAUCGACUACCCGACGGCCACCAACCUGCAGCGCAUCGCGGCGCAGGUUUGGGCCGCCGGCGGCGUCGUGGCGUCCGUCUGCCACGGGCCGGCGCUCUUUGCCAACGUGGUCGACCCAGCCACGGGUGAGCCGCUCAUCAAGGGGAAGCGGAUCACGGGCUUCACGACCGAAGCCGAGAUCACGAUGAAGGUGAUGGACGACCUGCGCGGGCUCCACCUCGAGAUGGUGGACGAGGUCGCUGCCCGGCUUGGGGCGAAGUAUGAGCGAGCACAGGGGAUCUGGGACGACUUCCAUAUCGUUGACGGGCGGCUGGUCUCGGGCCAGAACCCGCAGUCGGCGACUUCGACUGCAAAGGCUGCUGUGGAAGUCUUUGAAAAGCUCUAG